AGCUGUUUAGCCCAACACGCGUGACACGUGUAGUUUCGUGGGUGAAAUUUAAACCACUGCGACUGAGAGGGUUUAUAGCCCCCACUUCUAGGGUUUUAGACGAAGUAUUCCAACGUUAUUCUCAAGUCUCUGGAACCAUCUUUGCCUGAAGAAAUGGGAUUUUGGGGAAUUGAAGUUAAACCGGGAAAGCCAUACCCUUAUCACUCGGAUAAUGUACCAGGUCGGCUUCAUGUAACCCAGGCUACUCUUGGUUUGGGCUCCACUGCCGAGAGGAGUAUAGUUCAGUGUGCAAUUGGACAUAGAAGUCCUAUCUUUCUUUGCUCUUUAUUACCGAAUAAAAAUGAAUCAUGUUCAUUGAAUCUUGAAUUUGAGGAAGAAGAAUUAGUUGCUUUCUCCGUCAUUGGUCCACGGAGUGUACAUCUCUCUGGCUACUUUGAGGCUGACAAGGGUGACACCAUCAGAGAUGAUUAUGAGUCCGAUUCUUUUGGAGAGGAUAUCGCUGAUUCAGAGACUGAGUCAUCUGAUUUUGACAAUAGUGAUGAUGGUGAUGAAUUCAUUGAUGAUGAUCUUGACAUGUUUCCUGAUUCACCUGUUCCAAACAGUGGAGUUGUAAUUGAGGAGAUUGAGGAUGAUGAGAAACCUACAAGUAAAACUGGGCAAUCUAAACCACAAAAAAAGAACCAAUCAAAAGGCUCUGAGGACAGCAAAAACUCUCAACACCAAGCCAUUGUUAAAAAGGAUAGUGUUCCAGUUCUUGAAAGUGAAGAUGAAGAUGGCUUUCCAGUUUCCAACAAACAUGAAAGCAAUUCAAAUGUUCAAAAGCCUGAACUAGAGGUACAGCAAUCAAAUGAAAAGGUUGAGAAAACCAACAAGAAAAAGCAAGAUGGAGAUGGUGCUACUAACUUGAAGAGAAAGGUCGAAAAUAUUGACCAGGAGACCCGAGCAGAGAAGAAAAAGAAGAAUAAGAAGAAUAAGCAGUUAAAAGAAAAAAUUGGGGAGGAGAAUUCUGAUGAAAAGGAGCACGUGGAGUUGAAGAGUUCCAAUGUGAGUCAGGUUUUAACAAAAAUGGAUGAUCAGGAAAAGCUGGCUAAGGAAAAGAGCCUUGAAAAUGAAGAGUCAAAAAAGAAGAGAAAGAAGAACAAAAAGAAAAGCCAGGACAAUGAAGGUGAAACUAAUGUGGAUCAAACUGUUUCUGCUAAGGAAGGUCAAAAAGUAUCAACAUUGGAGUCAGAUAAGCAAACUAAAGCAAAGUCGUCUAAAGUGAGAACAUUUGCCAAUGGUUUGGUUGUUGAAGAACUGUCAAUGGGCAAACCAGAUGGUAAAAAAGCUGCUCCAGGAAAACAAGUCAGUGUCCACUACAUUGGUAAGCUAAAGAAGAAUGGCAAACAAUUCGACGCAAAUGUGGGAAGAGCACCAUUUAAGUUCCGCCUAGGUUUAGGACAAGUUAUUAAAGGGUGGGAUGUUGGACUUGAGGGCAUGCGUGUUGGGGACAAGAGAAGACUUACUAUUCCACCUGAGAUGGGUUAUGGACGUAAGGGAGCAGGUAGUGCAAUUCCUCCAAAUUCGUGGCUUGUGUUUGAUGUUGAGUUAAAUGAUGUUCGUUAAAUCUAUCAGAGAAAUUUUUGGUGAGAGGAGACCAUUUCUUAACAGGCUACCAGGCUUGUAACAAUUUUGCUUUGUUGUGAAAAUAUAUUCAAAACUUGGAUUAUUGAAAUUCUAAAAUUAUAUUUGUGGGAGUGAGUUCAAUUUAAGAGCAGUUGUGACUUUAGAUGAGGGAAAUUGCACUCAAUUUUUGUUUGCAUAAAGAACAUACAUUGACUUUUGUUGAGAGAAAUUAUUUGCUUACAUAAUGGAACAAGCCUUGAUUAUUUUGUCGAAAUAUAAGGAAUUGCAACUUCAAAA
Molecule: messenger RNA, 1902 nt
Organism: Cannabis sativa
Lineage: Eukaryota; Viridiplantae; Streptophyta; Magnoliopsida; Rosales; Cannabaceae
Product: peptidyl-prolyl cis-trans isomerase FKBP53
Exons: 11
Coding region: 154-1605 (483 amino acids)
Molecular function (GO): peptidyl-prolyl cis-trans isomerase activity
Source: RefSeq, a predicted model, not a curated record